AUGGCGCCUAGCAAUUGGCGAGAGGGGAGGGUAAACGUGGGAGGUAAAGAGACCUUCCGCUGCGUAAAGCCGGUUCGACCCGGAAACAAAAUCGUUUUUAAAACUAUUCACAGUCUGCCGGGGCGGGAGGAAUUGAAGUGUAGAGAAGACUGGACGGCUUCGCAGGUUGCUAAGCGACGAGGGGUUUGCAGGGACGCACCCUCAGAGACGGCCGGGGGCAGCACAUCUUCCCCACUCCGGAGGCAGGACAGAGAUUCCUUCUGCCAUCAGAUGUCUUUCUGCUUGACUGAACUGCACCUGUGGUCUUUGAAGAAUACCUUACACAUUGGGGAUAGAGACAUCGGGAUCUACCAGUAUUAUGACAAGAAAGAGCCACCAGCAACAGAGCAUGGUAACUUAGAAGAAAAGCAGAAGCUGGCAGAAUCACGAGAUUUUCCAUGGACGCUCAAAAACAGACGCCCAGAAAAACUUCGAGACUCACUCAAGGAGUUGGAGGAGCUGAUGCAAAAUAGUCAGUGUGUGCUGAGCAAAUGGAAGAACAAAUAUGUCUGUCAGCUUCUCUUUGGUUCAGGUGUGCUGGUGUCCUUAAGCCUUUCCGGGCCGCAGCUGGAGAAAGUGGUGAUUGACAGAAGCCUGGUGGGGAAGCUCAUCUCAGACACCAUCAGUGAUGCUCUUCUCACAGACAGCUUUAUCAUCUUAUCAUUUUUGGCACAAAACAAACUAUGUUUUAUUCAGUUUACCAAGAAGAUGGGUUCUCCUGAUAUAAACAAAAGACUGGAAAAACUCUCAGCCUUGGAUUAUAAGAUUUCCUAUUAUGAAAUCCCUGGCCCAGUAAACAGGACAACACAGCGUCGUCUAGCUAUCAAUUGUGUUCAAGAUAUAGUUGUUUGCUGGUGGCCACUGGUCAGUGAUGAUGCUUGGCCUUGGGCCCCCAUUACUUCUGAGAAAGACAGAGCCAAUCUGCUGCUCCUGGGUUAUGCUCAAGGAAGACUGGAGGUUCUGAGUUCUGUACGCACGGAAUGGGAUCCACUGGAUGUUCGCUUUGGCACCAGACAGCCUUAUCAGGUGUUGACAGUGGAGUGCUCCAUCAGUGUAGACAAAGAGCCCAUGGCUGACAGUUGCAUCUAUGAAUGUGUUCGGCACAAAAUCCAGUGUGUAUCAGUCACCAGAAUACCACUAAGAUCGAAGGCCAUUAGCUGUUGCAGGAAUGUUACUGAAGACAAACUGAUUCUGGGCUGUGAAGAUUCUUCAGUAAUCCUUUAUGAAACUCACCGUAGAGUGACUGUCUUAGCUCAGGCUGAAGUUCUGCCUUCAUUAAUAAGCUGCCACCCAAGUGGUGCCAUUCUGCUAGUUGGCAGUAACCAAGGGGAGCUGCAAAUUUUUGAUAUGGCUCUUUCUCCUAUUAACAUCCAGCUUUUGGCUGAAGACCGCUCACCUAGGGAGACUCUACAAUUCAAAAAAUUCUUUGAUGUUUCUAGCAGUCUUGUUCAAAUGCAGUGGAUAGCUCCGCAGGUUGUUUCUAAGAAGCCUGAAAGUGGGGACAUCUAUGAUCUCCUCUUCCUCAAGUUUGACAGAGGACCUUUGGGUGUACUUCUUUUUAAACUUGGUAUCUUCACACAAGGACAGCUGGGCCUGGUAGACAUCAUCUUCCAGUACAUUCACUGUGAUGAGAUCUAUGAGGCAAUAAACAUCCUGAAUAGUAUGAACUGGGACACUCUGGGCUACCAGUGCUUUAUCAGCAUGACUGCCAUAGUAAACCAUCUUCUUAGACAAAAGCUCACUCCAGAGAGAGAAGCACAGCUUGAGGCAAGCCUUGGAACCUUCUAUGCUCCAACAAGACCACUCCUGGAUACAACUAUAUUGGAAUACAGAGACCAAAUCAGCAAAUAUGCAAGGAGAUUCUUCCACCACUUACUCAGGUACCAGAGAUUUGAAAAGGCAUUUCUGUUAGCUGUUGACAUUGGUGCUCGUGACCUGUUUAUGUGGUCUGGAGCUGAACCCACAAUAUCUCCAGAGUAUACCUGUAAUCCAUUAUAUAAAAUGAGGCACCCUGACUCCAUACUGAUACAAGACAUCCAUUACCUUGCACUAGAAAAGGGCGAAUUGGCACUAGCUGAAGUGGCAAGAAAGAGAGCUAGUGACAUUGAUGCAGAAUCAAUAACCUCUGGAGUUGAUAGUUACCGUGUUCCUGGUCAGACUGCCUCUAAGAAGGAAGUAAAACAAGUUUGUGCACAUACAUUCAUAUGCAGGGUCAAAGGUGAAGACAAAAUGUGAAAGAGAAACAUGUUGUUUCUAGUAAAACUCUUUCCUUAUCUAGAAUUAGGUGUACUCAUAAAUGUAUGCACUAUAAUGUGUAGAGAUGACUGUUUCAUUAUUUUUUAAUAAAAUUUAUAGUUUUUAUAGGUAAUAGUCUAGAUAUUUGGAAUGCAUUCAUUUAAGCAGAAGAAAUAGCUGGCAAAUGUUUUAUGUUAGGUGGUAUGCAUGCUAAGUUUAUAACCUUUCUUCUCUUUAUCCAAUGUAAGUUAACUUGAUGUGACAGGGUGUGAUAUAUCACAGAGAUGACUCAGGUCAGGAAUUUCAAGAAAUCUUAAAAAUAAUACCUUUUAAAAGGACUUAAGUAAAUAGUACAUAAAGAUCUGUAGAGUAUAUAGUCUUUUUUUAUUUUUUUACCCUGUUAUCUAUCAAAGAAUUGAGUUCAACUGCUUAAACGUUUAGGAAAGUCUUUUACUCAGAAAAAAGUAAAUAUUUGCCAAUUAGGGUAGGGGAGAAAUCUCUAGGUUCCUGUACUGUUAGAGUGCCUACCAGCAGAUACAUCUGUUUAUUUAGAAUUUAUACAUCUAUUUGUUGACCAAAAAAUUCAAUGAUAAAUUGAUGUUUCCAUCACCUGCUUUUCCUUUUUUUCUGAAGCCUUUGCAAUUAUAUAGCUGUCAUUACAAACUCCUGUCCCAAAGCAUGGGGUUUCAAUGAAGAAUAUGGUUAGAUCACAAGAUUUGCUUCUAAAGGGCUGAAUUUUGGUUCUAUCAUAGGAAAAUAAGUGUGUACUUCAGUAAGUGGUAAAGUAUGACAUACAUUUGGAGGAAUGUACAUACUGUAAGUUUUCAGCUCAGUAAACAUACCCAUGUAACAUCCAGAUAAUGGAAAUGAACUUCAUCAGCACUCUAAAAAGGCUCCCUUGUCCCAACUUCUCACGCCUCCAAAGGAUAAACAUUUCUGACUUCUAGUACUACAAGUCAGUUUUAUUUGACCUUGUAAGAGAAUCAUCUGUCCUUCUCUGGAAAUAGGUUCACUCAUAAAUGUAUGUACUUUAGUAAUGUAUGGAGAUGACUAGUAGGGUCUUUUGGGCAGGGUUGAGGUCUGACUUAUUUCACAUAACAUUACUUUUGUGAAAUGCACCCAUAUUAUUAUGUAUAUAGCAAUAUGUAACAAAAUGUAAUCAUUUUGUCACUGAUGGAUAUUUCAGUUGUUUCCAGUUUGGGGCUUUUAUAAAUGUUCUUCUAAAUAUCCUUUGUGACUAUACCUAUCCAUUUGCGCAUACAUUCAACUUUAGUAGAUACCUCCAAAGAUUUAUUCAGUAGCUGAAACGAUUUACAUUUUUGUUAUCAGUACAUGAGAACUACAGUUUAGCCUCAUCUUUGCCAGAAGUUGUUAUCCCCUGCCACCAUUUUACUCAUUCUGAAGGGUGGAUAGUGGUAUUACAUUAUAGAUUUAAUUUGUAUUUCCCUGAUGACUCAUGAAAUUGAGCAUCCAGUUAUAUGUUUACCGGAAAUUUGAGUAUGUUUUGAAGUGCCUGUCAAGACUUCUGAUCAUUAUUCCACUGCAUUAUCAUUCUUUUUUCUUAUGAUUUUUCAGGAGUCUUUUAUAUAAUCCUGACCUAUUACUGCAAAUAUUUUCUACCACUCUUGGGUUCCCUUUUUUGCUUUUUUAAUAUUGUAAUUUGUUGAGUAGAAGUUUUUAGUAGUAAUAUACUACCUUUCCCAUUUUUUUCCAUUAUGUUGAUUACAUUUUGUGCCCUGUUUAAAACAGUUUGUAGAGAUAUCUUAUGUUAUAAAGAGAUAUCUUCUGUUUUCUUUAAGAUCUUUGUCUUAACUUUUAAGUCUUUAUUGAAUUUGUUACA
Molecule: messenger RNA, 4114 nt
Organism: Orcinus orca (killer whale)
Lineage: Eukaryota; Metazoa; Chordata; Mammalia; Artiodactyla; Delphinidae
Gene: WDPCP
Product: WD repeat containing planar cell polarity effector
Exons: 18
Coding region: 1-2274 (757 amino acids)
Biological process (GO): nervous system development; establishment of protein localization; cilium organization
Cellular component (GO): axonemal basal plate
Molecular function (GO): protein binding
Source: RefSeq, a predicted model, not a curated record